UACAUAUACAUAUUACCGUUGUCAAUCAUAUAUAUAGUGUACGUGUAUUAUAUAAAACUAUAGCCGCGGGUAAUAAAGACCGUAUGCCAUUGACAAAUUUCUCCUCAGAGUUCCUCAACAAAUUUGACAAAUGUCCAAGCCUUUGGCUGUGUUUACAUAUUCCUUCCGACAAGUAAAUUUUCAAAAGAGGAACAGCAAAAAUAAUCUUCUUGGAGUAAUGAUGGGACCUGUUUAAAUUAUUUAGCGCAUUUGAAUAUCUUAAGAUGUUGUUGCUGAUUUUAUCUACAUUGUUUCUCACAACAACAUACCGUACCAAUGCAGCUUCUGAUGACGUCAUUACAUUUGAUGUCAGAUUGCUGGACGGAGGGGACUUAACUUAUAGCUUCAACCGAUCUGAAUAUGGUGACUGUAUCUUUACAUCUCAACACCAACAAGUCACGUGCAUGGUAAAACGGAAGUACAAAUCUGUAGUGGAUCAAUGGAAAUACAAUCCUUUACAGUUAAAGUACUUGUCCGUUAAUUGUAUGGAACAGACAUAUUAUGCAAAUAAUCGCCAUGCUUGUAUAUGUGUUAACGGAAGUGAUGCUGCGAAUCCUGGGAAAUCUAAACAACAUGAUAAUUUGCAUUACUGCCAUCUAACAACAUUGCCUGAAGGUAUGUUUGCGAAAUUAUCACAGCUUACACUUUUGGAUUUGUCUAGUAAUGCCAUAAAGGAAGUACAAGAAGACACCUUUGCUGGAUUAUUUUCUCUGAAGUACCUGGACAUCAGCCACAAUCCUAUUGGUUCCAUUGCUGUCAAAUUUCUUUGUGAUUUGCAUAUGUUAGAAGUAUUAAAACUGAAAAAUAUAAGUAUGAGCAGCAAAACAUUCCAUAAACGAAUUCUAUACUGUUCUACGUCACUGAAACAACUAAAGUUUAUCGACUUGAGUGACAACCAUAUCGAAAGCAUUCCAAAUCAGCUGUUUGAUAGUAUUCCAAAUGUUCAAACACUUAUUCUUCGUAACAACUGGAUAAACUUUAUUUCCGUAACUGCAUUCUUUGGUGCAAGUAAUCUUAAAUAUUUGGAUUUAUCUAAAAAUCAUCUUCCUGCAAUUCAAAAUUCGUUUUGUAAGUUUAUGUAUCAAGUCAGGUAUAUCAACAUAUCGUCCAAUCGAUUGACACAUCUCGAUAUGGAUGACAUGUCUAAUUGUGAAACAAUGACCGUUUUUGAUACGUCAAUGAACAUGAUACAUGAAAUAAAAGGAACUUUAUCACAACGAUCAGAUUUACAAGUGUUCAACGCUUCAGGAAACAGCAUAAAGACAAUAAGUGAUAGAUUUCUUCUCAAUGCAUCAAAUAUAAACGUCAUUGAUUUGUCUAACAACGAUUUGCACCAGGUAACGGCGGAAAGCUUCAACAGCAUGCCAAGACUGAAAGUUCUUAAACUGAAUGGGAAUAACUUCAAUGACACUGCAGAUUUUCUCCACAUUUUUAACUACAUUUGGAAUCUAGAAUCAUUUAAUAUAAGUUCAAAUGUUAUUAAGAAUAUUGUCAAUGGUACGUUUCAGCUUCUUAACAGUUUGCAGACUUUGGAUAUAUCUAACAAUAGCAUUGCAAAAACGUUUUCCGAUACAUUCAAAGGGAUGCAAUCGCUAAAAGAAUUAUAUCUAGAUCAUAAUAACAUCCGGGAUAUAAAUAGAACAUCUCUUCUGCCGUUGACGUCAUUAGAGAUUAUCGAUUUAUCGCAUAACAUGAUCGACAAUAUCAUAGACAACGUUACGAUGCCAGGAACCUUGACAAAUGUGAAUUUAGAAGAAAACAUUUUAAGUAAAUUUCCGAAAUGUUUCAAUAAAACGAACCUCAAAAGUCUAAAUCUUAGAAGCAAUAUAAUUGCUACAAUGAAAGGAAAUCGUACCAAGGAUUUACAAAGUUUAGAAAGAAUUGAUCUCAGUUUUAAUCAGCUUGACUCGUUCGAUAAUGCAUCCUUUAUAAAUAUGACGUCAUUAUCAGAUUUGAAUCUCUCUUUUAAUAUCAUAUCCGGAUAUUUAUCUGCUGAUGUUUUCCGUGGAACAGAGAAUUUAACUAUAUUGAACCUUAAAAAGAAUUAUAUCAGUAACAUAGAAAAGUUCUUUUCCUUUCAUUGGACGAAAACUAUAACUCAUCUUGAUUUGUCAUUCAACACCAUUCAACAAAUCAAUUCUUUAAUGUCACAUGAGUCCAAUAACCAAUCGGAUCACUUGUUACGGGAAUUGAACUUGGAACAUGGUUACAUCCAGGAUAUUUCCCAGGAUGCUUUUCUAGGAUUUUUGAAUUUACGUCAAGUGAAUUUAAGAAAUAACAUGCUUAGAACAAUUCAACCAUUUAACAUUGCGUAUAAGACAGAAUUUUUGUUACAAAACAAUCCUCUACAAUGUAAUUGUAACAUGAGUUGGUUGUCGGACAGUUAUGUCAUAGUCGGCGAACAUAAAGUGUCAACUUUUGAUUACGAGGUUGGCACGUGCGUUGUUCAACCAAAAAAUAUAGAACUUUCGGUUAGAAAGGUACUGAAAAACGAGUUCAGGUGUAAAGUAGUUAAUGACUGCGAUCGAAUGUGUGAAUGUUUUUCGGAUAACUCCAAAACAAGUGAGAUUGAUUACAUAGAUUGCAACGGUUUGAUUGGCUACAUGCCUGAAAUAUUGUCACGUGACGCCAGAGUCAUUUAUUUGGAUGGCAAUAGAAUACCUAUUUUGAAAUUGCCAGAACACUAUGGUCCUGAUUUCCUUACAACAGAAUUAUAUCUAAACAAGAGUCAGAUCGGGUUCAUAGAAGACAUUUUCUUUUCUGGUUUUGAUAAAUUGGAAACUUUGGAUUUGAGUAAAAAUAAGAUACCGACACUUCCAACAGCCAUUUUUAACAAUUUGUUGAAUCUAAAAAAUCUUUAUUUGUCAGACAAUAACAUACAAACUGUUUCUCCGUUGUGGUUUAAUGGACUUUCUCUUCAGAUACUAAAUUUAAACGGCAACAAGAUACACCAUGUGAGUCAAACAUUUUUGUCCAAAAUAGACGGAAUGCACAGUCUGCGGUACCUACAAUUACAGAACAACCCGUGGCAAUGCGAUUGCAAAAAUAGAAAUUUCAGGAUAUGGCUGAAAACUUCCGGAAAAGUUGUCCGACAUCGGUAUGAUAUCGAUUGUUAUGGCGAUUCCAAACCAUUGUUAUCAGUUCACUUGUCCGAGUUUGUUUGUAAAGUAGAAGAAAGCCAUACAAAGAGACGUGGUAUCAUAACAGCUGUGAUUAUUGCAUUGAUUUGUCUUGUCGUGGUUAUGUCAGCAGCAAUAUACUACAGAAGAGAUUUGAUAGCUGUGCUAUAUGUGAAGCUAGGCAUUGGUUGCUUACGACAUAAAUACGAACUUAACAAACCAUACGAUGCAUAUCUCAUCUAUGACACAAAUGACGCAAAGUGUUCUGAUUGGAUAAAUAAAUCUUUAUUAAUAUUCCUCGAAAAACGAAGAAAUCCUUAUAACAUUGUAACAACAGACAGAAGUAAACUGUCCUCAAGUGUCGCAAACAUUGAAAAUACACAACUUCAAGAAAGCAAGAGUUGCAUAUUUAUCAUAAACAAUACUGUUAUGUCUAACUCUUGGUGCGUAGAAAACUUCCAUAGAGCCUGGAACUAUGCAAGAAAAAAUCCAAAGUUCAAACUAAUAAUAAUUGUGUUCGGUGAUAUAGAAUUAAAUAUGUUAGAACAAGAAAUGAGAGUAAUGCUGUCUCAGGGACAAUAUAUAACAGCCCGAUCAAAAUCGGUUUGGGAAAGACUGAUUUAUGAACUACCCAAUCCAGAGACAGGCUUCCGUUCUGUGCGAGGCGAAGAUGACGUUUCAGAAAAUGACGUCAUUAUCUAUAGUGCGUCCAGUAAUAUUUUAGACGAGUAUGGUAGUGUAUCAAUGCCGUCGCACAAGUUUAUGUAAAUCAUCGUGAUUUUUAAUUGUAUGUACAUGUAUGUUUUAUAUUGUGUUAAUGAAUGAUUAAAAUAUGUUAAAUAACA
Messenger RNA from Mytilus trossulus (common blue mussel), 4003 nucleotides. Its product is annotated as toll-like receptor 6. Gene Ontology annotation, cellular component: extracellular matrix. The record is from RefSeq and is a predicted model, not a curated record. Bases 264 to 3926 code for a protein of 1220 amino acids. Lineage: Eukaryota; Metazoa; Mollusca; Bivalvia; Mytilida; Mytilidae. The transcript is spliced from 2 exons. Gene Ontology annotation, molecular function: protein binding. Gene Ontology annotation, biological process: signal transduction.